This is a messenger RNA of Ciona intestinalis (vase tunicate), 1054 nucleotides long. NCBI's taxonomy places the organism in Eukaryota, Metazoa, Chordata, Ascidiacea, Phlebobranchia, Cionidae. The record is from RefSeq and is a predicted model, not a curated record.
AAUCUGGCAACACUUUUACACAGUGCUGCCAGUGAAUUCAGGUUCGUUCUAUACACAAUGCAACGAUCAUUACAGAGAAAUUGAUCUGGCAACACUGACAGAGGUCUAUGGAUUACAACAUCGGGAGUUACGGUUCAGAGUUCAGUGAAUCGGCGAGUGGGAGCGAAGUUCAACAAAAUAAAAUAAACAAACAAAGAAAUAAUGAAUUGUACAAGAAACCUGACAGUGGUAGAUUGGGAUUAUUACAUCACAAACAUCGAACGUUAAAACCAUCGAAGAGGUCAGCGACGGAUCUUGUUGACAUUGAGGAAGGGAAGCGGAUGCGAUAUCAUGGGUUGCUUGCGAUGGAUGCGUAUCAACGUCACAAGAAGCUGGUGAACGAUUACUUGUUCCUUUAUGGAGGAAAACGAUCAGAUUUCACAAGAGAUUCGUCCAAAGAUAAAACUGAUCAUGAUGUCAUAAAGGAGAAUCAUAGAUUUCUAUGGGAGGAGGAGGAGAGUGAGAAGAGUGGAAGAAGUUGGGAGGAGAAGUUGGCUUAUAAAUAUUGGAGCAAAUUAUAUAAGGAAUAUACCAUAUGUGAUCUGGCUAAAUAUAAAGAAAAUAAAAUCGCAUUAAGAUGGAGAAUUGAAAAAGAGGUGAUCUCGGGCAAGGGUCAAUUCAUUUGUUCGAACACCAAAUGUGAUGAAAGGGAAGGAUUACGAACUUGGGAAGUUAAUUUUAAAUACACAGAGGGUGGGGGGAUGAGGAAUACGCUGGUCAAGUCACGAUUGUGCCCCGAGUGUUCGUAUAAACUCAAUUAUCGGCAUAAAAAAAGAGACGUAACAAAGAAAAUUAAAAAACCUGAUCGACGAAAAGAUAAAAUGAAGAAAAUUAAAUCGGAAGAAAUUGAAACAUCAGACCCCUCAACUUCAAGUCGAGGUGGAAACCCCCGCCCCGAUGAUGACGACCAUAUUUGGACGAAACCUAUACCUGUCGAAGAUACCAAGUCAAGGGAAGACGAAUUUGAAGAUUAUUUUGACGGAUUGUUUCUUUAAAUAAAUUAAACGAAUAUUUA